AUGGGAGAGCUGGGACCCUUCAUUCCGCCAGCCUCCCCUGAGCUUGGCGAAGUCUCACUCGAGCGGGUCAUCCGCCUUCUCUGGGGGCUCCAAUCCCAAGUCAACCGCAUUGAGCGGACCCUCUCGGAACAAGCCAAAGUUAGCCGAGAGGUUCAAACCAAUGUCGAGAAUAUCUUGCAAACAGUCGAUGUUGUCAAGGAUGGGCUUGCCCAGCUCCAACACGCCCGGGGCCCUCAUACCCCAGAAGAACAAAAACCCCCCGCGGUCGAGGAAACUCCUAGGGCUGCGCCCAAAGCAGAGCCUGUUGGCAAGGCUCAACCAUUCCUCGGGGCCCCAGCCCCUAUCAUCCCCACAGGGGCCCCUAGGCGCGACCCCCUAUCACUCUUCAAUCCCUACCCUUCCUCGUCCUUCCCUUCAGGACCGCCUCCAGCAGCCCCCCAAGGACCUCCACCAGCGCCUGUCACUGCCCCGGCGUUGCCUCCAGCCCCCUCCACUGUAAAGGUGGACCACCCAGAUGCCUUCAAAGGCAAGAUAGGCUCGGAGGCCAAGCAAUGGCUAACCCGCAUGUUGGCCUGGGUUUGCCUCAACCAGAGGCAGUUCCCCUUGGACUUGGAGGUCCUCAGCUUCCUUCUCAUGAAUAUGGAGGAAGCAGCUGGGGCCUGGGCCCAUCCCCACCUGGACCAACUAGGGUCCCAUUGCGCGCUCAUCCAAACCGUGGAUGAGUUCAAAGUCGAAUUCCUGGCUGCAUUCGGAGACCCGGACGCCACCAGAGCAGCGGAGCGGAAGAUCACUUCCCUCACCCAAUCCGGCACCUGUGCCAAAUACAUUACUAAGUUCCGCACGCUGCAAAUGGAGCUUGACUGGAACGACGCCGCACUCCGCGGCCAGUUCGCGCGAGGACUGCAUUGGGAAGUCCGCAAACAAAUUGCCACGAGGGAGAGGCAACCCCGUACCCUGAGGGAGCUACAAGAUGCUGCCCUCAUUAUUGACAACGCCCUCCGUGAGGAGAGAGCCAGCCACCUGCAACAGGGUAAUAAGUCUGGCAAAUCUUCUACCACCCCCAACCGGGGGGCGAGUACCGGCCAGCAAGCCACCAGAACUGGCCCUCUCUCCUCCAAUCCCAAUUACGUCUCGGAGGAGGAACGCAACCGCCGCCGCGCAGAAGGACUUUGCGUGAAAUGCGGAAGGGCCGGGCACAAGUUUGCCAAGUGCAGAACCGGCUGGAAGGCUACCCCAAAGGAGGAUAAGGGGAAAGCCAAAGAAACCGCCAAAUUUGGCGAAGACUCUGAGUACCAAUCGGGAAAAGACUUGGAAUUAUGUAAUAUAUCUGCCUCACAUAAAAAUCAACCAUUAUUCACCAUUCCAAUUAAGCCAGAGAAACAAGCGGAAUCACUAGAAGUCCUGAUUGAUUCAGGCGCCACUUCCUCAUUUAUGCACCCACGCACCGCGGAAUUACUCCGCCUUCCACUCAUUGACCUCUCCACUCCCCGCACCGUUACAAUGCUCGAUGGGUCAAGCCCCCAGGCUGGUAGAAUCUGGAAGAAGGCUACCCUAACCUUCUCCUUGGAUAGUAAGCGAAUGACCAAGACCUUCCUGAUCUGCAAUACAGGGUCUCACGCUGCCAUCCUGGGAUUGAAAUGGCUAGACGCCCAUAAUCCGGAAAUUGACUGGAAUCUACGCACGCUCUCCUUCCCCCACACGCCACCAGAACACGUUGCAAUUGCCAAAGAAGAGGAAGCUGACAAAGACCCCCUCAAAGGAGUACCCCCUGAGUACCAUCAGUACGCCAAGGUAUUUGGGGAAGAAGAAUUCAACAAACUUCCUCCGCACAGGCAUUACGACAUUGGCAUAGAACUUACAGAAGAAGGUCCCUUGAACUCCCCCCUGUACAGUAUGACUGAUGCUGAGUCCAUCACACUCAAAGACUGGCUCAGGGACGAGCUCAAGGCUGGGAAGAUCCGCCCCAGCAAAUUGCCAAUUAGCUCCCCUGUUAUGUUUGUACCCAAAAAGGAUGGCUCACGUCGACUCGUAGUAGACUACCGUCGCCUAAACAACCGGACAAAAAAGAAUGUGUACCCACUACCCCGUCCAGAUGACCUUAUGGCCCAGCUCCGCGGUGCCAAGGUUUUCACCAAACUAGACCUAAGGUGGGGUUACAACAACGUCUGGGUCAAAGAAGGCAAUGAAUGGAAAACGGCCUUCCGUACCAAAUACGGCCUAUACGAGUCCCUAGUCAUGACAUUUGGUCUUACCAACGCCCCCGCCGCCUUCCAACACUUCAUGAACGAAUUGUUCAAGGAUCUGCUAGAUGUAUGCGUCAUCAUAUACCUUGAUGACAUCCUGAUUUAUUCCAAAGAUGACGCAUCACACACCAAGCAUGUUCAUGAAGUUUUACGGCGCCUGAUGAAAAACCAGCUGUUCUGCAAGGCGUCUAAAUGUACCUUCCAUGUCACCUCUGUGGAGUACCUUGGGAUUAUUGUCUCCGACAAGGGUUUCAGUCUGGAUAAACUCAAAAUCCAGGCAGUUCAGGAAUGGCCCACGCCUACCAAGGUUAAGGAAGUACAAUCCUUCCUUGGGUUUGCCAAUUUCUUACGGCAAUUUGUGGCCAACUUCAGUCACAUGGCCAGACCUCUGCACAACCUAGUCAAAAAAGACACGGCAUGGAAAUGGGAUACCAAGGAACAAGAAGCAUUCCAGGGAUUGAAAGAUGCAAUCACUAACGCCCCGGUACUAUGCCACGCGGAUCCUACCAAGCCUUACUUCCUUGAGACAGACGCAUCUGGCGUGGCCCUAGGUUCCAUACUCAGCCAACGGCAAGAAGACGGACGCCUACACCCACUGGGAUUCCUGUCAGAAUCAUUCAAAGGUGCUGAACAGAAUUAUGACACCCACAAUAAGGAACUCCUGGCCAUUAUCCAAUCAUUUGAAUAUUGGCGCAUCUUCUUGGAAGGAACCCUGCAUCCCAUUACAGUUUUUACGGAUCAUCGGAACCUGGAAUAUUGGAAGGAGUCUAGAACCUUCAAUCGCCGCCAUGCACGCUGGCAUCUCCUCCUGGCUGGGUACAAUUUCCAAAUCGUGUACCGCCCUGGUAAACAGUCCGGCAAACCAGAUGCCUUAUCCCGACGAUCAGACCAUGCCAAUGUCCCACCUGCCAACCAAACCAUGCUCCCCGACCCUGUAUUCGCCAACAUUGCCCUAGUAACCCCGGAAAAGGAGUUACAGCGUCAGAUUGAGUCAUCACUCGACCAAGAUGAGUCCUUGGAAGAAAUCUUACAGUUUCUACAAAAUGAAUCCAAAGCCCCGCCAUCAAUCAAGCGCGCCUUCAAAGAUUACGAAAUGGAGGCGGGUCUGUUGUUUUACCAAGGACGAAUUGUAGUUCCUGACGUUGGCACACUAAGAACGGAGCUGCUUCGCAUUUUCCAUGACAGCCCCUUAGCCGGACACCCCGGAAGGCAACGAACGUUGGAAUUGAUCUCCAGAAACUACUAUUGGCCCGGCAUCCGCGCCGACACCUACUGGCACGUGGAUUCCUGCAAAACCUGUCAACGAAUCCGCAAACCCAAGUACGCUUCCAUUCCCCCGCAGCCUCUGGAACUACCCACGCAACCUUGGCAACACGUAUCCUACGACAUGAUUGUGGAUCUACCCAAGGACGGCACCAACGACUCCAUCUUGGUCAUUGUGGACAGCUUCACCAAAUAUGUCAUCUUGGUGGAGUGUUCCAAAAAGCUCAAGGCCCCAGAACUGGCAAAUCUAUUCUUACAACACGUUUGGAAACGGUAUGGCAUGCCUGAGAAAACGGUCUUGGAUCGGGGAAGAGUCUUUAACAAUAAGUUCCUGAAAGCACUGUACCAGCGGUUAGGAAUAGAUCCCCACUUCUCCUCGGCAUAUCACCCACAAAGCGAUGGACAAACGGAGCGGGUAAACCCCACGGUGGAACAUUUCCUGCGGGCCUACUCGGGAAUCAACCAAAAGGACUGGGUCAGAUGGUUACCAAUGGCGGAAUUUGCCUACAACAACGCAUUACACAGUAGCACCGGCAAAUCCCCCUUCAAGGCACUCUAUGGAUGGGAACCAGCCCUGACUCCAAGCAACGUUCCAACCGACGUCCCCGAAGCUGAUGAUCUAGCCACCCAAAUGGAAGCACAAUGGCGGGAAAUUGAAGCGGCACUCCGGCUAUCAAAGACACGAAUGGUAGCCGGGGAAACCGGAGAACCCCUCGAAUUUGAAAUAGGAGAAGAAGCCUGGCUAGACGCAAAAAAUGUGAAGCUAAGGACCCUGAGCCCUAAGCUAACAGAACAACGCCUAGGACCAUUCAAAGUAAUUGAGAGGAUCUCCAAUCGAGCCUACCGCUUGGAACUCCCGCCAACUAUGCGUAUCCACAAUGUCUUCCAUGUAGGACUUCUAUCAAAAGUCAAAAGGGACAAGAAGCGUGCAUUUGAAAAUCGCCCUCCACCUGUCACCAUAGAUGGAGAAGAGGAAUACGAGGUGGAAGGGAUCACUGAUGCUGAGGAAAGGAACGGGCAAUGGUUCUUCCGAGUCAAAUGGAAGGGGUACGGUUCCAAAGAAAACACGUGGGAGCCUCGAGAAAACUUAAAAAACGCCAAAAAAAUUUUAGAAAAGUACGAAAAGGAGAUGAAAAAGAAGGCCCUCGGCGCUGCCAAGGCCCUUAGAGGGGGGGCAGUGUCGUAG
Messenger RNA from Rhizoctonia solani, 4692 nucleotides. RefSeq names its product Retrotransposable element Tf2 protein. Lineage: Eukaryota; Fungi; Basidiomycota; Agaricomycetes; Cantharellales; Ceratobasidiaceae. Gene Ontology annotation, molecular function: nucleic acid binding; zinc ion binding. The record is from RefSeq and is a predicted model, not a curated record. Bases 1 to 4692 code for a protein of 1563 amino acids. The transcript is spliced from 3 exons. Gene Ontology annotation, biological process: DNA integration.